AUGAGUGCAUUCCAACAGGGUUGUGGAACAUUAGAAUGGCAGAAUGAAACUGAAGUGUGUCCUCAAGAAGCUGUAGAGAAACAAUUGUCCUCGGAAGCAAACGACAAGCAUCAAAAUUCACAAAACAGCGAGUAUUCGGCUUGUGAAGUAAAAUUGAAGCAUUAUGAAGGAAUGAGAAAUUGCAAGAAUGAACCAUCUGGUAAAGGAGUGGCCAAGUAUACGAAUGGUGACCAUUAUGAAGGCUCGUUCAGGAAAGGAGAAUUCUUCGGGGAAGGAGUUUUGCGGCAACGAUCGGGACAUUGCUAUAGAGGCGCAUUUCGCAAGGGUCUUCGCGAGGGACGUGGCACACAAACAUAUCCGGACUGCUCCACAUACGAUGGUGAUUGGUUGAGAGGAGUCCGCCAUGGGUAUGGCGUAUAUUCCUACCCAAGUAAGGAUGUUUACGAAGGGAACUGGUGCAUGGAUAAAAAGCAUGGCAUUGGAGUGUACUCAUUUGGCCCCAACAGGCUACGUAUGCGUGGAUCGUGGACCGAAGGGCACUUGGCUGGACCGGUGGAAAUACUGUUUGGAAGUGUUCGUUAUCACGGGAUAUGGGACGGAAUGGUCCUGUCGGAUGCUGACGAAAGUGUCUUCAAUAUUUCAUCUAAAUACUUGCUACGAGGCAUCAUAAAACGUGGUUCGUACGAUGAGUACGUGUGGACACCGAGUGAAAUUAAUCAGUACAGCCUCGCUCGCCUUCCACUGGAGCCGCUUCCAGUCCCAAUUCCGAUGAUGGAGUGUCAGGAUAGUGACAGUUCAGAACAAUCGUUGGUGGAUCCUUGA
This is a messenger RNA of Anopheles marshallii, 822 nucleotides long. RefSeq names its product radial spoke head 1 homolog (gene Rsph1). The record is from RefSeq and is a predicted model, not a curated record. NCBI's taxonomy places the organism in Eukaryota, Metazoa, Arthropoda, Insecta, Diptera, Culicidae. The coding region runs from base 1 to 822 and encodes 273 amino acids. The transcript is spliced from 2 exons.